AUGUAUGCUAUUGAUACUAGUGUCACUGGUGACUGUUACCUGUGUGUACCGCCUGACCUGGGCACUGAGGCUGCUGCUCUAGGUACUAGUGAGGCUGCUGCUCUAGGUGCUAGUGCGUCUCCUGCCCCACGUGCCACUGCGUCUGCCGCCCCAGGUGCUGGUGAGUCUGCUCUCUCAGACCGCACCACUCUUACGCCGCUUAGUCGGCCGGUUGCAGUCUCUCUGGAAGACCCCUCUGGGGGUCCUGUCCUUGCUAGCUUCUCCACUGUCCUACCGUGCCCGGCAGCCCCCUCUAGCACCCUGUCUGGUCUCUACCUCCCCUCGUUCUCUACGAACUUGGUGAGUGGAGCGGACCUACAGGAUAGGGGGGUUGACCAACUCUCUUUUGGCACCCCCGCCUUGGUCACCCCUCCUUGCCUCGUCUCCGAGGCAUGGCCUCCCGUGUCCUUGUCUCUGGUCUCCCACGGUCUCUCCCUCCCUUUCCUCCGGGGCCUGGCCCUACCUGCCCCGCGUCAGUGGGCAAGGGCGAGAGCGGUACUUCUGUUGGUGGUUGAUGACUACUCGCGUUUCACCACAGUCUUCCCCUUGCGCAGCAAGGGUGACGUCACUGAGGUGUUGAUCGACUGGAUCCGCGCAGCUCGUCUCCUCCUCAGAGAGAGUUUCGGCUCGGACUUUCUUGUUGUGCGUCUGCACUCGCACAGAGGCGGGGAGUUUUCCUCUGCCCGUCUGGGAGCCUUCUGUCGUGCACAGGGCAUCCGCCAGACCUUCACGCUUCCGGCCUCUCCACAGCAAAAUGGGAUUGCUGAGCGCCGCAUUGGCAUGGUCAUGGACGUCGCUCGUACGUCCAUGAUGCACGCGGCUGCCCCCCAUUUUCUGUGGCUGUUUGCGGUUCAGUACGCCGCGCAUCAGCUCAACCUUCAGCCCCGGGUCUCCUUGCCAGAGACCUCCCCCGCCUUGCGGUGGACAAGGAAAGUUGGCGAUGCGUUUGCGUUUCGGGUCUGGGGAUCUUGGGCGUUUGUCCGCGACUUGUCUGCGGACAAGCUGUCCCCCCGUGCAGUUCCCUGCGUCUUCCUUGGCUUCCCCCCUGACGCGCAUGGGUGGCAGUUUUACCACCCCACCUCGCGCCGUGUUCUGUCCUCCCAAGACGUCACCUUUGACGAGUCGGUGCCUUACUACCGUCUCUUCCCCUACUGCACUGCGCCCCUCCCCCCAACACCGCUCUUCCUUGCGCGAGGUCCUCCCCAGGUAGACCCCCUCCCUCCUCAGGGUCCUGCCCCGUCAGGUGUGUCCCAGGUAGACGCAGUCGAGCCUGUCGAGGUAGCUGUUGACUCUGGUGCUGCUAGAGGUGCUGAGCCUGCGGGUGCCGGGUCUUGGGGUGCUGAUUCUGGGGGUGCUGAGACUGGGGGUGUUGAGCCUGGGGGUACUGGGUCUAGGGGUGCUGAGCCUAGGGGUGUGGAGACAAGAGGUGCUGAGCCUGGGGGUGCGGAGUCUAGGGGUGCUGGGUUUGCUCGUGUGGCCGCCGGCGGUGCUUCGUCGAGGCGGGAGCCGCUCUCUCCACAGGAGUUGUGCGAGUGGUUUGCCCGCCGCUGGAGACGUGCUGCUGAGACUGGGGGUGCUGCUAGAGCUACUGGAGUUGGUCCUGCUGGAGCUGUUGGCGGUGCUGGUGCUAUUGGAGGUGGAGCUGCUGGGGGUGUUGGCGCUGGUGUUUCUACUGGUGCUGGUGCGUUUGGGGGUGUUGCUGAGGCUGCUGGUGCUGACGGUCCUACUGGAGCUGGUGCUGCUGGAGCUGGAGCUGCUAGGGGUGUUGGCGCUGGAAGUGCUGCUGGCGCUGGUGCUUCUGAGGGUGCUGGAGUUGGCGCUGUUGGAGGUGGAGGUGCUGCUGGCGCUCGUGCUGCCGCUGGGGGUACUUGUGCCGUCCUUGCUGGUUCUGGAGGCGCUGAGCGGCCGGGGCCGUACUUCGUUUCGCUCCUGGAGCAGGUUCUUGGUCUCCCGCCCACUCCUGGUCCUGCUCCUCCCUUAGAUUGUCCACAGCUUGUCCAGUCGCCAUCACAGUUACAGCCUGCCUCCUCGCUACCUGCUCCUUCUUCCUACACUAGUCCUACUAGAGGUCUUGCUGAGCGUCGUGAGCCUGCGUCUCGUCCUGCGUCGCCUGUUCGGGCUGCUCGCUCUACUAGUCGUGCUGCGCGUCCGCGUCCUCCUGUGGUCCCCGGCACACACCAGAUGGCAUUGCGUCCUUCCACUGCUCCUCUGCGUGUCCCGUUGCCGUCUCCUCCAGAGCCCUCUCUUCCUUCUCUUGCUGACCCGGAGUCAGACUCCCUUCGUGCUGCUAGUCCUUCGGUCACGCGCCAUCUUGCUACUGUUGUCACUGACCCUUCCUCUGAGUCCACUGCUGCGUCUGCCCUAGUUGCUGAGCUUGUCGACUUUGCUGCUCGCUGUCGUCUAGACUAUGCUGCUAGUCUCGUUGCUGAGUCUGAGUCUGUCUGUCCUCCGUCCGUCGGGGGUGAGUGUGCUCUUAGCACGGACGUCCUUGAGGACAGGCAGGAGGAUUUCCAGUGCUUUGCUGCUGCUUUGCCCCAUCUCGUGUCCACGCUGAUUGCCCCUGAGGGAGACCCGGAUGCUCCAGACAUCCCGACUUCUCGAUCGUACGCUGAGGCGAUCGAGGGUCCCUACUCCUCUCAGUGGAAGUCGGCCAUGGACGCAGAGAUGGCUUCCUAG
Closterium sp. NIES-65 is the source of this 2715-nucleotide messenger RNA. NCBI's taxonomy places the organism in Eukaryota, Viridiplantae, Streptophyta, Zygnematophyceae, Desmidiales, Closteriaceae. The record is from the annotation of a GenBank genome assembly.